AUAUUUUGUUCACUAAGGUCUACAUACAUGUAAACUUUAUUUUAUCAUGUCAUAUUCGUUCCCAUACCAGCAACAUACAAGACACCCAACUUCAGUUAUGAUGUCUCCUAUUAAAGGAAUGCAACAACCAAUGUACAGAAACUAUUCAGAUUGCGGAAGUAUGUCCGCCUACCAAAACCUACCAAUGGUGUAUUCGAAUUGGCCACAAUGGCCAACUGAUUAUGGUUCCACCAACAACCAAUUGCCGCAAAUGAACAGACGUUAUGGAGUUGGCAUGCCUGCUGUAUCAACACCAUUAAGCCCAGCAACACCAACGUCACAUCGUACACUAACUGCAGUGGAACCUAUAUCUCCUGCUGUACGACCUGCAUUACCAAACAACAAUAUAAGCAUGCCUCCUAUUGGUACAUCACCCGUACCUAGUGUGUCAAACCAUGCUUUGUCUACACCUACAGGAUCAAAGAGAGGACGUCCACGUGCAGAUGUAAUCUCCACAUUACAAUAUUUCGGGUCAAAUUCAAGUUGCACGAUUCGCUGUCGAGUUUGCCGCAGAGUUUUUCCGCGCGAAAAAUCGUUACAAGCGCAUCUACGUACUCAUACAGGGGAAAGACCGUACAGAUGUGAUUUUCCAAACUGCACGAAGUCAUUUGUACAAAGUGGACAAUUAAAAACCCACCAACGAUUGCAUUCUGGGGAAAAACCAUUCAGAUGUUCCAAUGAAGUUUGUAAAGUCCGAUUCACCCAUGCAAAUCGCCACUGUCCUGACCACCCUGAAGCAAAACUAUUACGAGAUGAUCCUGGUGCAUUAGUUGGCUUGCUUGAAAGUGGAAAGAAAGAAGAUAGCUUGAUUGCUGAAUGGUUAAACAAAUAUGUCAGACUCAGGAUGGACAGAGCGUCAUCCAUUUCACAACCAAAGUCGAAUUUAAAGAGAGAAUUAUCAGAGAAUUCAGCCAGUGACGAUGAUGAAAAGAAUGUUGAGAAGUCGUUACAACAAAGCCAUGAUAUUAAGGCAAAUUCCAUGCCACAGAUGCGACUACAUACUCCACUUGUUAAGCGACAACUCCUCGCUGAUACUCCUGGAUGUAAAGAUGACGCAGAGGAGCCAGCAGUCCGCAUCCCACUUUCACCAAAGAGGAUGGAUCAGAAUGGACAAGUAAUGAAGUUUGAUCCACGACAACCAUUCAAGAAACGAAUCCUCGCUUAUAAUAAGUUAUUGAUGCGGAGGAGCAAUGAUGCAAGAGAUAAGUGUCCUCCGCAAGGAUCAGCAAAACAGAAACUUAAUUUGAACGAAAACUUGCAUUGGAAGAAUUCUUUACCAUCACCAAUAUUAGAAUCAAAGCUAAAAUGCUCAGAAAAAUUUAGUUUUCUUGAAGAGUUGGAAUCGAAUUCUGAUUUAAUUUUAACAACAAACAUAAGCCCUGUGAAAGGAAAGGCAAAGAAGGAAAAUGUGGUGAAUAAUGCUUCUUUGAGUCCAGUAAGUGAACCAACUGAUAGAUGGAAUGGGGCAUUAGCGCUCAUUCAGCUUGCAUCAAGCCCACCAUCGCGAAAAGUAAAAGAGUCAGAUCAUUAAAUAACUCUUAUUGCGUUCAAAAAGUUCCACUGUUUAUAAAACAAACUUAUAAUUGCACUGUUAGGUUUCAGAAGCUUGUUUCAAACAAUUGCUCUUUUAUAUUUUAAAUGUUCCAAGUCAGUUUCUCAAGCAAAUCAUUGUUUUUGAGUUUUCCUGAUCAGACAUGCCUUGUAAUUUGAUAACUUUCUUUGAUAUUCGACUCUUAGUGUUAAAUCUCCCACUAAUUGUAAUGAGAUGCUAUUAUUUACACCAUGCAGGUUUAAACCUGUUUUGAUGACACAUUUUGUUUGUUAUGUUGCUAUGCAACAUUUAAAUCAACUUUGUACCACUGCCACGUCAACACGUUUUUGUUGAUUUAUUCCUUUUUUAGAUUUGCAAUUAGGUGUUCGCUGCUUCAUGCUAAGCAGCAUUAUUGGCUGCUCUAAUUAAUGUGUAGUAGCAUGUGCACAAAUGUUUUAUUGGAAUAUUUAUGUAUUUUCAAUCAAUUAUAUAUUAUUGUUGCAUGUCGUACAGUUAAUUUCUCUGGUGAAAGCUGGCUGUGUGUUGUUGCUUCUUAUGGGUGUUUUAAUUAUAUUGUGUUUUAUUAUUACCAAUAUUACUUAGCAAUUCUUCAUAUUCAGAAGAUACUUUGCACACAGAUAGCAAUAAAAGAGAAACAGAA
This is a messenger RNA of Ciona intestinalis (vase tunicate), 2231 nucleotides long. The record is from RefSeq. NCBI's taxonomy places the organism in Eukaryota, Metazoa, Chordata, Ascidiacea, Phlebobranchia, Cionidae.